Molecule: messenger RNA, 1670 nt
Organism: Bombus impatiens (common eastern bumble bee)
Lineage: Eukaryota; Metazoa; Arthropoda; Insecta; Hymenoptera; Apidae
Product: piggyBac transposable element-derived protein 4-like
Exons: 1
Coding region: 448-1038 (196 amino acids)
Source: RefSeq, a predicted model, not a curated record
CCGUAAAGUAACGUACAAAGUAAUAGGAAUAGAUGCUCUUGCCGUUGCACACGGUCAUUCUGUAGAGCAUAGUCGCUGGAAUAAGAUCUGAUUUAUCGUUUUAUAAAGCAAUAUUUUACAAGCCUUGAAAAUGAGUAAACAAUUGAAAGCAUCCGAAUUGUUGUAAAAACUGAAAAGGAUACCAGUGGAAUGCUCUGAUAUCGAAGAUAGUGAAUUCUCUGAGUGUGAUGGAAGUGAAUCAGAGGAAAAAGAAAUUGAAAUUUGUAGUGAUAACGGUAAUAGUGACAUUAGUGACAAAGAAAAUGAGUCCUCAGAAAGUGAGCCAGAGAACACUUUGAAUGUACGCAAAAGAAUACGUGCUCAGCUGUCUCCAAGUUCUGAAAAUGAAACUGAAAGUGUAUAAGCUAGACCAAAUCUGGCCCCACAGCAUAUGCAAAAAGAAACAUCAUGAAAGAUAAGGUAAUUAGCGCAUUUUCCCUACUAAUUGACAGCCAUAUGUUGCAACGUAUAAUAUCUUGCACCGAAUCGGAAGCCUCUCGUGUUUUGGAUAAAAAAUGGGCCCUUACAGAAACAAAAUUGAAAGCAUUCCUUGGAAUAUUGUACGCACGGGGGGCAUACGAAGCGAAAAAUUUGAAACUUUCAUAUUUGUGGAAUACAAAAUGGAGGCCAAGCUUCUUUUCCAGCACAAUGAGUCGGAAUGAGUUUCUUGAAAUAUUGAAGUUUAUUCGAUUUGACAAAAAAAAUGAUAGAAGUCAACGUUUGAAAAAUGAUAAAUUUGCACUAAUAUCAACCGUAUGGGAUAAGUUUAUUGAAAACAGCCAGAAUUGGCAUAAACCUGGUACAAACAUUACAAUAGACGAGCAACUUUUCCCAAGCAAAACCAGAUGCAGGUUUACACAAUAUUUACCGAAUAAGCCCGACAAAUUCGGAAUUAAGUUUUGGCUGGCAUCUGAUGUUCAAACAAAAUAUAUUGUAAAUGGAUUUCCUUAUUUAGGAAAGAAUUUGUGGUACUCAAACUUACUGAACCGUAAAGUAUGAUGGGAAGGACCAUAAUGACCGACAAUUUUUUUACAAGUUUGUCACUGGCAUAUAAAUUAUUAGUCAAAAGAACCACACUGGUUGGCACAAUACGAGGAAACAGGAGAGAACUCCCUAAAAUUUGUAAAACGAAGGAGGAUACCAUGGCUCGCUUUUCGUCGCUGCUGUAUCCAUCAAAUGAGAUUACACUCACAAUUUAUAAAAGUAAGCCGAGAAAGGAAGUUUUUAUCUUGAGCUCAAAACAUAAAGCCGUCAAAAUUAGAAAAAGGGCCUACCUGAAACGGUCGAAUUUUAUAAUAAGGCAAAAUUUGGAGUAGAUAUAGCAGACCAAAUGGCAAAAAAAUAUAGCGUGAAGUCGGGAUCAAGAAGAUGACCACUUCAAGUAUUUUCAAUAUUUUAGAUUUAGCUGGCAUAAAUGCCUGGAUUUUAUAUAAGGAAACCACAGGUGAGCAGAUAUCCAGAAAAGAGUUUGCGUUUCAAUUAGCAGAUGAACUUGCCGCUGACAAUGAAAAAUCACGAGUAGAACAAAGAGCAUCUGAGAUUCAAGGUACGUCAAAGAACUCACCUUAUUCACGCAAUUGUCAGAUAGGGUAUUAUAAUAAUAAUAAGACCACCAUCAUUUGCGAUGUUUG